Messenger RNA from Postia placenta MAD-698-R-SB12, 670 nucleotides. RefSeq lists its product as hypothetical. Bases 53 to 475 code for a protein of 140 amino acids. Lineage: Eukaryota; Fungi; Basidiomycota; Agaricomycetes; Polyporales; Adustoporiaceae. The record is from RefSeq and is a predicted model, not a curated record. The transcript has 3 exons.
CACAGCAGCUCUAUUCGUCUUUCUACAACAGCGACCUCAGCACUUAUUCACUAUGAAGUUGACCACUCUGCUUACCAGUGCUCUCUGCCUGGUGCCUAUCGUGUUGGCGGAUACGUACAAGAUUACAUACAACCCCGUCUACGACAACGCAGACACUUCCCUCAACGACACGGCCUGCUCUAACGGCGUGAAUGGCCUCAUCACUAAGGGGUACACCACCCUCGGAUCCCUUCCCGAUUUCCCUUACAUCGGAGGAUCCUUCGCGGUUCCGCACUGGAACUCCACUGGUUGCGGAACAUGCUGGGAGCUGAGCUAUAACGGAACCAGCAUCAACGUCGCCGCUGUCGACACGGCGGGAGUGGGCUUCGACAUAUCGCUCGACGCUUACAAUGUCCUCACAGACGGGCAAGGUGUAGCGGCCGGCUUUGUCUUCGCCACUGUUGCCGAGGUGGACGCGUCGGUUUGCGGAUUGUAAUUUAGUUCGUACCAUUCGAGGUCUGAGGACGAGCAAGUUGCCAAGUGGUAUGUCUGUGUGGCGAGCAGAAUUGAACUUUGGACUAUGGAGAUGUAGGAAUAGUAGUAGGAGAGCAUUUUAUCGAAGUUGAGAUUGUGCAUAGGAGUUUCAAUGCAGUUGUGAGAUAUAUCGCGGCUCCGUCAGACCGCCAGCAUU